AUGGCCACCCUCCUGCCGCGGGGCGCCGCCGCCGCCCGCCGCCGCCUCCUGCUGCGCCCCGCGCCGCUGGCCCGGGGGCCGGCGCGGGCCGCCAGCCGGGCCCUGUCUGCCGCCCUGGUGCGCCGGGGCGGCCUGGUGGGCGGCCGGUGGGUGGAGACGGCCGCCGCUUUCCCCGUGCAGGACCCGGCCAGCGGCGAGGAGCUGGGUCGGGUGUCCGACUGCGGGGCGGCCGAGGCGCGGGCGGCUGUGCGGGCCGCGCACGAAGCCGGCGCUGCCUGGGGCCGCCUCCCCGCCAAGGAGAGGAGCGCGCUGCUCCGCAGAUGGUACGAGCUGAUGAUGGAGAACAAGGAGGAGCUGGCGCGGAUCAUCACAGCAGAGAACGGGAAGCCUCUGAAAGAAGCACAGGGUGAAAUCACAUAUUCAGCCUCGUUUCUGGAGUGGUUUGCAGAGGAGGCUCGACGGAUCUAUGGUGAUGUUAUUCCAGCAUCUGCAAAGGACAGAAGAGUCCUGGUGCUAAAGCAGCCAGUAGGAGUGGCAGCCAUUAUAACCCCAUGGAACUUUCCCAGCGCUAUGAUUACCCGGAAGGUUGGUGCAGCUCUGGCAGCUGGCUGUACAGUAGUGGUGAAACCUGCAGAGGACACACCUUUAUCAGCAUUAGCUCUUGGGGAGCUUGCAAACCAGGCUGGAAUCCCAGCAGGAGUGUAUAAUGUUGUCCCUUGCUCCAGACAACAGACAGCAGCUGUAGGGGAAGUUUUAUGCACUGAUCCAUUGGUAUCCAAAAUAUCUUUUACUGGCUCUACAGCAACAGGAAAGAUCUUGCUGAAACAUGCAGCUGGCACUGUGAAGAGAGUUUCCAUGGAGCUUGGAGGACAUGCUCCUUUUAUUGUGUUUGACAGCGCCAAUGUGGACCAGGCUGUCGCAGGAGCUCUUGCUUCUAAGUAUAGAAACUCAGGACAGACUUGUGUUUGCACAAACCGUUUCCUGGUGCAAAAGGGAAUUCAUGAUGAAUUUGUGGAAAAGUUUGCUAAAGCUAUAGACAAGGAACUACAUGUUGGAAAUGGAUUUGAUGCAAAAACUACCCAAGGACCACUAAUAAAUGAAAAAGCAGUGGAGAAGGUAGAGAAACACAUUAAGGAUGCAGUUUCUCAAGGAGCAUCUGUUGUGACUGGAGGGAAACGACACAGCUUGGGGAAGAAUUUCUUUGAGCCAACGUUACUUACUAACGUCACAACAAAAAUGCUUUGCACCCAAGAGGAGACAUUUGGCCCUUUAGCACCAGUUAUCAGAUUUGAGACUGAAGCAGAAGCUGUUGCUAUAGCAAAUGCAGCUAAUGUGGGUUUAGCAGGAUAUUUCUACUCCCAAGAUCCAGCUCAGAUCUGGAGAGUUGCAGAACAGCUGGAAGUUGGAAUGGUUGGUGUUAAUGAAGGCAUAAUCUCGUCAGCAGAGUGUCCUUUUGGUGGGGUAAAGGAGUCUGGUUUAGGGCGAGAAGGCUCAAAAUAUGGCAUUGAUGAAUACUUAGAAAUAAAAUAUGUCUGCUUUGGAGGAUUAUAAAAGCCUUCAAACAGCACAAUCCCCACAACUUGGGAAAGAGUGCUGUUGUUUUUAUAAGCUUCUUGAGCCAGAAAUAUGUAUGAAUGCAACUUCUACCUUCAUUAGAACUAAUCAGCCCUGUCCUGUGUGUAUGUAUAGAGAUAUCUACAGUAUUCUGUGCUGCCAAAUGUUUUUACACAGUCUUUGUUUAUCCAUCCAGUUUUUCAGCAAUGUGAUCACAAUGUCCAUUAUUUUUAGUAAAGAGUAGGGAUGUACAUUUACUGUUCUUGGAUUAUCCCUGUGUAACUGGGAGAACUUUGAGACUUGUGCAUAAUGAAAACAGACUGUGACCUAUAGCAAGGGAAACUAGAUCACCAUUUUUUACUACCUUUAGUAUUUUAGUAUUUCAGUGUGGAUAAGGGAGGCUUUGGGAUGACAGUCUCCCUUUGGAAUUUUGUGUAAAUACUCACACUUUCUAAUGUGGUUAUGUGACCUCCUUUAGAAGCAAGUGUGUGGGGUGGUGUUUUUUGGUUUUUUUUUUUGUUUGUGUUUUUUUUUUUUUUUUUUUUUUUUUUUUUUUUUGUUGGGUUUUGUUUGUUUUUUGGGGUUUUUUAAUUGUGGGAGAAAUCUGCUGCUUACAAAAGGUGAGGAAUUGUUUUGAGCUACAUCUAGGGAUCCACGCAGGCUAACAGACAGCUUUUUCAGCACUGUUAAUGCUGACUGCAGGGCUGCUUUAGGUUUUUGAGGUGUACUUUGGGCUUAACAGCUUGCAUGUCUAGGAUGAAAUAUAGCCCUUGUUUGAUGCCUGUUAGCCCCAGCAGCCCUGGGAACAGGACAGUCCAGGACAAAGAAACUGCUGGCUUAGUGAGAAGCAGGAGGAAGAUAAGAUACCCACAGGAACAACUUGUAGAAUUAUAAAGGAAGACUGUAAGGGGAGUGUGAAGAAGGCACAAGUGGUGACAUGAUGAUACAGAUAAACUCCCUCUCUUCCAUAAAAAGGCCAUGACUCUCCUUGGGUAGAAGUACAGUCCCUGAUGUAAAUAUUGCUCAGUGUCUAAAGCAGCAUAACUCACCCUCUUCAAAGAACAGGAGCAGAUAUCCAUCCCUGUGGGCUUUGUGUCUUGAAUUAGAUUUGUGGUUACACAGGUGAAGGUCCAUUAGGGAGGAAGAUUUAAAAACCUUUGAACAUGGCUUAUUUGUGACCUAAUAAAGAUUUAAAUAGUGGUGGUUAGAGAUGAGGCUUUGAUCUUUGGCUUGAUCUCAGUAUUCUGUCAUCUUCAAAAGAUGAUGUAAGGCUUCCUCAGUAUGAAAUAAACAAUGUUGUUAAAAACAUUUUAAUGGCAGUCAAACAAAGCACAUUAAAUGUGCAAUGUUAAUUUGGUGAAUAAAUCAGCAUGGCAGAAGUUAAGUGGAAUAAAUUUUUUUUUCUUGUGUUCAUUAUUAAAAAUAAAUUAAAGAAGGCAAUGAAAUUCUUCUUUCUAUAAAGUAAUGAAUGUACCCUUUAAAAUGAAAUAUUUUAAAAUAUUUUAUCCCAUCAGGCAAAGAGGUACCGGGUAACAUAAGACUUGGAGAGGGAGGGAGAGCAAGCUGGAACAGAGUUUCACAGGGUUUUUUUAAAGCGCACAUAAAGUAGCAUUGACUGCUACUCCUAGUUUUAAAAUAUUUUUUAUGGUUGUAUUUGUGUAGCAGUUGAGACCAGGUGGGUCUGGAGCACAUUUUCUGUCUGUACUGUGUGCAUCAUGCCAACUGAAGGGCAGUUAAAGGGUAUUUACUGCCCCUCCAGUAAUUCCCAAUGCACCAAACCCACAGAUUUGUGGUAGUGAGGACUUUAGUACUGUUAUCUGUGCUUGUCAAAAACACAAAAAGGAUGGCCUCUGUCUGCACUAGUUGCAAGAAACUUUCCUAUACCCAACUUCUAAAAUAACACUGUUGAGCACACAGGCUGCCUGAAUUUAGGGAAUACAGUGUUGUGGGAGAAAGCUGUUUGCCAGCCUUGGCUACCAAUGUGUUUAAUUGGAAAAAACAACUGGGUAAAAGAAGGUCAUGCCCAGGUUCCCAGCUUCCACAACCCAGUGAUGCAGGCAUAGUUACAGGUAUUAUACACAGGCAGAAUAUCGGCCACUGAAAUUCAGUUGUAUCUGCCUGUAAACUGUAUAAGGUCAAAUUAAAAUCCUCUUACUUACAGCUGUAUGACAGUGUAGUAUUUAAUGUGAGUGUACUUCUUGGGACAGUGCAGUUGGAGGAGAAAUUAUUUACCCUUGCUCUCUUCACUACAAGUUACUGAUGAUGCAUUGGUACAUUUAAAAUCUUAAUGUCUUUUUAAUGUGCUGUUCUGAUAAUAGCACUUCUAAUGAGUGUUUACUUUUUUUUUUUCAAAUAACACCUUUUACAAUGCCUGAUAACAAGCACAAACAAUAAUUAAAGAUAAUGUUUGUAAGAAACUUAAGAAAUACUUUUGUCUAGAUUGGAUUGUGGUUGGAUUCCAGUAUAAUAUCCUCAUGUCAGAAAAGUCCACAUCAGUUAAGCACAGAAUAAUCAAAGUUAUCUUCAUAGCAAAAGCCGGGAUUCUUCAACAAAAGACUUAAUUGAAUUCUCACACCUCAGUUGUGUUGAUUGCACUUGUGAUAGUUUAGCAAUUCCUGGAUAUUAAAACUGUGAUUAAAAAAUGUUCUCAGUUAAUAAAUAACUUCUGUGAAAGCAUCA
Molecule: messenger RNA, 4233 nt
Organism: Serinus canaria (Common canary)
Lineage: Eukaryota; Metazoa; Chordata; Aves; Passeriformes; Fringillidae
Gene: ALDH5A1
Product: aldehyde dehydrogenase 5 family member A1
Exons: 10
Coding region: 1-1551 (516 amino acids)
Biological process (GO): GABA catabolic process
Molecular function (GO): succinate-semialdehyde dehydrogenase (NAD+) activity
Source: RefSeq, a predicted model, not a curated record